Prosopis cineraria is the source of this 1436-nucleotide messenger RNA. RefSeq names its product tRNase Z TRZ2, chloroplastic. The transcript is spliced from 8 exons. The record is from RefSeq and is a predicted model, not a curated record. Bases 125 to 1177 code for a protein of 350 amino acids. NCBI's taxonomy places the organism in Eukaryota, Viridiplantae, Streptophyta, Magnoliopsida, Fabales, Fabaceae.
UGCAAUGCCCAUUGUGAAGCAAAAGCCGUUUGGGUCCCCAGUAUCUGCGUUCUCCAGGCUAACCCGAAAAGGUCUCUUAAACCUCUUAAACCCUUCAUGUCCUUCUCCUUAAAAACGCAAGAAAAUGCAAAUCUCUUUAACCAAUUCAGCCUUCAGGACCCCUUCAAUUUUCCCAUUUCAUCUGUCCAUUUUAACGCAAAAGCCAUUGACCCACAAAAUUCCAGUGCAGACCCCCUUGAAUGCUGUCAAAAGGUCAGAAUAUUUAUCGGAAAUCAGCAAAGCAAUCGAUCAAGAAGAACAGUAUCGCAUAGCUCGCUCUCAGGUUCUUCGCAAAGGUGUGGACUUGGAAGGUUAUACGAUUGAGGGGCUUUCUAUUGGUGGCCAAGAGACCUGUGUAAUAAUUCCCGAGUUUAAGUGUGCUUUCGAUAUAGGGAGGUGCCCUACGAAGGCUAUUCAGCAAAACUUCGUUUUCAUCACUCAUGCUCAUCUUGACCACAUUGGAGGGUUGCCAAUGUAUGUAGCCAGCCGUGGUUUAUACAAUUUAAAGCCUCCUACUGUAUUUGUGCCUCCUUGCAUCAAGGAUGAUGUUGAGAAGCUGAUGGAUAUACACAGGACAAUGGGCCAAGUUGAAUUAAACCUUGAAUUGGUUGCUUUGGACAUAGGGGAAACCUAUGAGUUACGUAAUAACCUUGUUGUCCGACCAUUCAGAACACAACAUGUAAUACCCAGCCAGGGUUACGUAGUAUAUUCAGUCAGGAAAAAACUCAAGAAACAGUAUAUUCACCUCAAAGGGAGUCAAAUUGAAAAAUUGAAGAAGUCUGGUGUUGAGAUUACAGACACUAUAUUAUCUCCAGAGGUGGCCUUCACUGGUGAUACAACCCCAGAUUUUAUGCUUGAUCCACGCAACGCAGAUGCACUUAGAGCAAAAAUUCUUAUAACUGAGGCAACUUUCCUGGAUGAGUCAUUCAGCACAGAACAUGCUCGGCAACACGGCCAUACACAUUUAUCUGAGAUAAUUGGAAAUGCUCAAUGGAUUCGGAACAAAGCUGUUCUAUUAACUCAUUUUUCGUCAAGAUAUAAUAUAGAGGACAUUCGUCAAGCUGCAUCUAAACUGCAGUCAAAGCUAUCCGCAAAAGUGGUCCCUCUCACUGAAGGUUUCAAAUCGAAGUAUUCGUAAGUGUUAGAACCAUCUGAAGUUUGCCGUGCUGGGAAAUUGAUGGGAGGGCCAAAAAGAGGGAAAAGAAACAAAAGAAAAGGCUCGCAUCUACCAUGUAAGCCUCCCCUGAAUUUCAGGUGAGUUCUAAAGAUACGAUUUAUAUGUAUUCGAAGUCAGUUUAAUCAUCAGUAUAUUGGCUAGUGUAGGCCUGUGAUUAGUUGAAUUGUAAUAACAUUUGAUAGUUCAAUUGUAAAUUAUGAAGAUGUAAUCCUUCUUCUGC